AUGUGCCUGUCUACCCCCUCCGAGUCCUGGAUCGAGGGCACCGGCUCGGGCGGCAGCGCCCCGCGGGGCUCCUGCGCCGCCGUGCGCGACUACUUCGAUAUCACACCAGAACAAUUUUCCGAAUGGAACCCGUCGCUCUCUCUCGACUGCGAGCCCUGGCUCGAGCCCGUGUCAUAUUGCAUCGUCACGAUCUCGCGGUUGAACGCGGCCAGCCCGCUGAUCCUUAUCCCGGGGUUCAUUUCGUGUUUCGAGGAAGGCAGUCUCGAGAUGAAGGUGACGACAACGACGGACCUGACGAUCGAGAAAUGCAUCAAGACGUGCAAGAGCGAACAGUGGCGGUUUGCAGGCAUGCACAACGGGGAUGAGUGCUGGUGUGGGGAUUACGCGGGGAAGCAGAGCGAGGGAGGAUACAGUGGUAUUCCUAAUAUGAACCCAGAGAGCUGGAAGAGGAACAAGACCGAGUGCAACGUCCCUUGCUCGGGUGACAAGAGCAAGUUCUGCGGUGGGAAGGACUUGCUUGCUAUUUUUGACACGAAAGAUCAUGAGCCUUAUGCCUUUUUGUCCACUAUGGCGGUUAACACCGUGGUCAGUACCAAGACUGCUGUUGGCACCACGACCACGACCAGCACCGGCACCGGCACCGGCAUUGUCACUAGCACCGCAGCUGUUGAAGAAGCUCCCGGUGCUAGCGAGACUCGUGCGAGUUCCGGGGCCAUGAGGAACAUGGCCGUGGCGUGGAGCUCUCUUUUGGUGUUCUCUAUGGCGUUGUUUUCAUAG
Molecule: messenger RNA, 777 nt
Organism: Sordaria macrospora k-hell
Lineage: Eukaryota; Fungi; Ascomycota; Sordariomycetes; Sordariales; Sordariaceae
Cellular component (GO): plasma membrane
Source: RefSeq, a predicted model, not a curated record